This is a messenger RNA of Peronospora farinosa, 1056 nucleotides long. NCBI's taxonomy places the organism in Eukaryota, Oomycota, Peronosporomycetes, Peronosporales, Peronosporaceae. The record is from the annotation of a GenBank genome assembly.
AUGAAACCUGCCACUACCUUCGCGACAAUCAUGGCGGUAGGUGCUUUCAUUGCAGCAAAAGGUGCGCCGAAUGCACCUGCACUUCGUGGCCUGCGUAUGAACGCAGAUAUACCCACAGUCAAAGAAAAUACCGAGGAAAGCAGGAAGGGCCACCACCACCAUGUCAAGAAAGUCAAGAAAGUCAAGAAAAUCGCUAUUCCCGUGCCUGUGGAGGUGCCGCAUCUCAUUCCUGUUCCCGUCAGCAUCCCGUCCACAGUGGUAGCUGGCUCCAACACUGCCGUCGUUGACUCCACCACCAAUGUCGCCUCUACCAAUGUCGCUUCUACCAAUGUCGCCUCUACCAAUGUCGCCUCUACCAAUGCCGCUUCGAACAAUGUCGUUGCCGCAGGGACUAACGUGGCACUGGGAUCUGCAGCUGUCACGCCAGCUCCGACGACUGCAAAUGGACGUCCAGUGGCAACCCCUGCACCUACGGUAACCCGAGGAUCAAGGGCCACGCCGGCACCAACGAACGUUUCCAGUGCAGAUCCAUCUCCAGCACAACAGCCAGGAGCUGCCGCAGCCAUUCCUCAGUCUGGUGACGCAGGCAUAACCGGGGUCCCAUCGACAGCAAGCUUCGGAAAUAACAACAACCCAGUUGGAGCUGGACUGGGUGCCUCAGGUGCUUCUGGCGGAUUCCCUACAAACACCGGCGGGUUUGGUGGAAAUCCUACGGGCACCAUCGGUGGCGGCUUCGGUGGUGGCAAUCAGAUGCCUGGUUUCGGUGGUGGUAUGUUUGGUGGAGCUGGUGCUGGCAUGGGCGGCUUCAACGGAAAUGGUGUGAACGGCUUCAAUGGGAAUGGUGCGGGCGGCUUCGGGCAACAGACGCGAUUCGGGGCGCAAGGUAGGAACGCGUUUGGUGGAAUUGGUGGGCAGGGUGCAAGGGGGAACUUCGGUCCGACUGGCAACAACGGACUCACCGGUGGCCAGCCUGGGUUUGGAGGUGCCGCACCGGCUGGUGGCAAUGCGUUUGGUAGUGGAGGUUUUAAUCGUCGCGAGCGUCAGCGUCGUCGUUGA